AAAAACGGAGAAACAGAAAGAAACCCUUUCUCCCUGAAGAUGCAGACUCUCUCUUGAAACCAAAGGAUAACAAUCUUCAUUUUACCCUUUUCACUCUAAAAGUGUAUUGAUCUCUGUGUUUUGCAGCAGCAGGUGAAGCAGACGGGAGAAUUGUGGGGAUGUUCUCACAAGCCUUUUUAGCUGUUCUGCUCUGCACAACUGUCGUCCCCCUCAAUGCUCAAAAUGAUGAAGGAAUUUCCUGUGCAGAUAAAACUGAGUGUCCUAUCACAGUGUACUUCGUCAUUGACACAUCUGAGAGCAUUGCCCUUCAGACUGACCCUAUUGAGAGUUUAGUGAACCAUAGCAAGAAGUUUGUUGCUCAAUUCGUUAAUAAGCUGGCCAAUGAGGUCUACCAACAACAAGUAUCCAUAAAUUGGCAAAUUGGGGGACUUCAUUUUUCAGAUAUAGUGGUAAUCUUUAGUUCUAUAACCCAAGACAAGGUGCUAUUCAAUGAUAGGUUGGCAAAAAUCCGUUACAUUGGUCGGGGCACUUUCACAGAUUGUGCUCUCUCCAACAUGACAGCUCAGAUGCCUCUCAAUCCGCAGGGGACAAAUUAUGCCAUUGUGAUCACUGAUGGCCAUGUGACAGGGAGUCCCUGUGGAGGGAUGAAGCAGCAAGCUGAUCGAGCACGAGAUGCAGAGAUCAAGCUCUUUGCAGUGGCCCCCAGCCAGAAAAUCUAUGAGCAAGGUCUCCAGGAAAUUGCCAGCCUUCCACAUGAACUUUUUAGGAACAACUAUGCCACUCUAAAGAAAGGCAGUGUUGAUGAAGAUACUGAGACCAUGGAUAAAAUCAUCCAAGUUAUGAAACAUGAUGCCUUUGCAAAGUGCUAUAAAAUGAGCUGCCUUGAAAUUCAAGGUCCACGUGGUCCAAAGGGAUUUCAAGGACAAAAG
Thamnophis sirtalis is the source of this 929-nucleotide messenger RNA. NCBI's taxonomy places the organism in Eukaryota, Metazoa, Chordata, Lepidosauria, Squamata, Natricidae. The record is from RefSeq and is a predicted model, not a curated record.